Messenger RNA from Rosa chinensis, 1877 nucleotides. Its product is annotated as rho GTPase-activating protein 2. Lineage: Eukaryota; Viridiplantae; Streptophyta; Magnoliopsida; Rosales; Rosaceae. Bases 147 to 1559 code for a protein of 470 amino acids. Gene Ontology annotation, molecular function: GTPase activator activity. Gene Ontology annotation, biological process: signal transduction. The record is from RefSeq and is a predicted model, not a curated record. The transcript is spliced from 4 exons.
UGAACUUUAUAGAAGUUGUAAGCUUCAAAAACACCAACGGCUUCAAUUCCAACCACUGUGAAAGACUGUGCUUUGAACUCUCUCUCUCUCUCUCUUCUCUUCAACACCAACAUUAAUUCAUUCCUACAUUCUAGAGAGAGAAAGAGAUGACUGGGCUUGUAAUGGUGACGAGGGGAGGAGGGUGCGGUGGUAAUUUGAAAGGGGUCAAAGGAGGGUCAACGAAGGAGGAGGAGCAGAACCAGCUCUCUCUGGUGGACUUUCUCUUGUCUGCUAUAAGGAAAUCCAUGGUGGCUUGCCGGGUUGAGCAAGGCGAGGAAAUGAUCUCGGCCGUCCAGAACUUGGACAUCGGGUGGCCCACCAAUGUCCGGCACAUUACGCAUGUCACAUUCGACCGCUUCAAUGGGUUUCUGGGACUUCCUGUUGAGUUUGAGGUUGAGAUUCCUGGUCGUGUUCCGAGUGCUAGUGCAAGUGUGUUUGGAGUCUCAGUGGAUUCAAUGCAGCUGUCCUUCGAUUCAAGAGGGAAUAGUGUGCCUACAAUUCUGCUUCUAAUGCAGGAGAGGUUAUAUGCACAAGGAGGAUUGAAGGCUGAAGGAAUAUUUCGUAUAAACCCAGAGAAUGGCCAAGAGGAGAUUGUGAGAGGCCAAUUGAACAGGGGCAUUGUGCCGGAUGACGUUGAUGUUCAUUGUCUGUCUGGUCUGAUUAAGGCCUGGUUUCGAGAGCUUCCUUCAGGAGUGCUAGAUGGACUAUCCCCCGAACAAGUUCUUCAGUGUGAGACAGAAGAGGACUGCGUUGAGCUUGUGAAGCAGUUAAAGCCAACUGAGGCUGCAUUGCUCAAUUGGGCUAUUGAUCUGAUGGCCGAUGUUGUUGAGGAAGAAGAAUUCAACAAGAUGAAUGCAAGAAACAUCGCUAUGGUUUUUGCCCCAAACAUGACUCAGAUGUCUGAUCCAUUAACGGCUUUGAUGCAUGCGGUUCAAGUAAUGAAUUUGCUUAAGACCCUGAUCACGAAAACACUAAAUGAGCGUGAAGAGACUGAAAGCGGAUCAUAUUCACAGUCCCCAAUGUCAUCUUGUUCAUCUGAGGGUCAAACAGAUGACUUUGAUAGUCAGCACGAGGUUGAAAGCAGCUCCACGUUAAUCAAGACUUCACCAACAUCAGAUUAUGAUGAAAAUGGCAGCAGCAGCAACAACAGUGAAGAUGAAUCUGAAGUCAAGUUACUGAAUGACAUAGAAGAAUGCUUACGACAAUUGGAUGAGAAUAAACUUUCAACAAAUGGCUUGGUAAUGUUGGGUGAACUAACAUGCGAGUUGCAAGGUGAGUCUUUGAGUCCUCAGUGCUGCUCUAAUGUGGAGUCCGCCACAUCCUUUACUGAUAGCAAAAAUAGGGAUUCUGGCUCGAGUACAAGUGACGAGGAAGAAGAAGACACUGCGAAAUCUAUCAUAGCUGUGGCACAGGACUCUGAUAUUAAAAACCAUACAAGCAUAAAUGAAAUGGAGAUGGUGGACAGAUCUGCGGAGUCUGUUUUGCCUAUGCCAUUGACUGCAUCUACUGGAUUUGUUUGACUGGCAUUUCAAUUUUCCGGUGCUCCCAAUUUACCACUCUCUUUCUUCUUCUAGCGGUUGUUUGUGACUUGUCAGCUUUUUGAGUUCAGCUUUGGGCUGAACUCGUGCUUGAUGUGCUUGAUUUGUAAUAGAAUAGGACCUCUAAUUGUAACAUUUACUUAAAAUGUUUGAUAGUUAGGAGUCUAAUCCCGUUACCAUAUUUGGUGAUCUGUGUGGAAGCUUUUCAGUAACAUCUUAGGGAGCUUGUCAAAUUCACUCAACUUGGAAUUUGGUGAAGUCAAUGUUUGUAUUUUAAUGAAGUUAAUGCUUGUGUUUUAA